CGCAUUGCGUGUGUCCUGGAAAUUCUUUGGCUUAUGUAGAACUAGGCAAAAUGGCAAUGGAGAAGGAGACAGAUAACCGUAAGAGUGAAGGAGAACCAGGCUUAGGAGGCAGUGCCGCACAAAGCGAAGGGGGGCAGAAGGACAGAGAAUCGAUAAAUCCGGAUGGUACCAAAGGGAACCGGAAGGAAAUCUCCAUAGGAGAAAGCUCGGGGAAAGCCGGGGGAAGCAGGCAAGGGACCCAGGGGACCAAGGAAGGCAGAAAUAAGGAUAGGACAAGCCCCCGAAACUCGGAAGGAGCCGUGCCUAAGAAAGUAAGGGUCACGGAUACGAGGCGCAGACUAGCCGAGAUAGAAAAUAUGACCGCGGAAUACAAGGCAAGAUUGAUUGCGGAAAUGAUGACUGGGAACGAAGAAGGUCCUCUGCAGGAGGAACCCCGGGACGAACGGAAAGCCAGCCAAGGAGAAGUAACAGACCUCCUCCGAGCAAAGAUGGACUCCUUCGUUGCGGAGCCUACGGCAUCGCCAUACGCAAAUCGGUGGUUCGUCUUUCGGAAGCCUAACAAGACACUAAGGUGGAUUCAGGACCUGCAGAAGUUGAAUGCAGUAACCAUCCGGGAUGCUAGCUCGCUACCUCAGGCUGACUUAUUAGCAGAAUCACACGCUGGUCGGGGCAUUUACUCCCUGAUAGAUCUGUACUCAGGGUACGACCAGCUUCCGUUGGAUGUUCGGGACAGGCCAUACACCGCUAUGCACAUCCCCGUAGGCCAACUACAGAUGCAAGUGACCCUUAUGGGAUUCACAAACGCGGUGGCCGAAGCGCAACGCAGGAUGCUCGCCGUGGUCGGGGACAUGUUCCCAGUAAAAUGUGAGCCUUACAUCGAUGACAAUCCGAUAAAAGGCGCGCAGGAGAAGGACGAGACGAAAGUCCAACCAAGGAUCCGACGUUUUGUGUGGGACCACCUGCAGGACAUCAAGAACUUGCUCCACCGGUUCCUAGUAUACAACAUUACGGCUAGUGGACCGAAGAGUAUCCUAGCAGUACCGGAGGUAACUAUACUAAGAUUUCAUUGCAGUGCUUACGGCAGGAAGCCGGAUCCGGCGAAAACCGACAAGAUAUCACAGUGGCCGACACCGCUGCGCACGACGACGGAGGUAAGGGCAUUCCUAUGCGUAGUCGGCUUUUGGAGGAUCUUCAUUAAGAACUUUGCCAAGAUUGCUCAGCCUAUCCGAGCUGUGAUCAGGGAAGAAGGAACCAUGGAUUGGACGGAGGAGCGAGAAGGAGCUGUCCAAAGGCUCAAGGACAUAUUGACAUCUGAGACAGUCGCCCUGUUCGUGCCUUGUUUUACUGAUGAAGUGGGACGACCCUUCAUCCUAGAGACGGAUGGAGGACCUCUGGCCGUAGGAGGGUCUAAAAGAAAAGAGAAGAUGGAGUUCGGUGACGAGAAUGACAGCGGGGCAAUCAACAGGCCUACCGGAGAGGAGGGAGCAGGACUAAGCCAAGGGAGGAGAGCGACAAAGAGAAAGUUGUAUAUAGGACUCAUGGGUGGCCCAGUGGUAGGCAGGGGAGGAAGGAAAUGCUUGUGUAGGAAACUCUCACCCCUCCACGAGGGAGAAGGUAUAGAAAUCCCGUCUGACAGUGAGGGAGGGAAGGAAAAGGCAGAAGUGGAAGAGGGAGGCAAUACAGAGAUGGGAAACAAGGUUCAGGUUUCUGACGGCAAAGGAGUCAACAGGGGCAAGCGACGUGAGACUUGGCAUGGGGAGAGCGAGGGGGGACAGGACGUGCGCGACAAGUAUGAGGAGGGUGAGGAAAGAAGGGAAAGUCCGCUUGAAGGACGAAGCGGCCACGACAGUUGCGAGGGGUAUGGGAUGGGGACAAAGAUUCCUUUUACCUACGAUUCAAAGAACCUUGCAGGUGAAUAUAGCCCCAUACAGACAGAAGACGAGGAGGACGAGGAGGAGGAUGUGCGAGAAGUCAUAGAAAUCAGCAUCGGGGAUGAGAGGGAUGAGAUCUCGAGGCCUAGGGAAGAAGGGCGACUUCCGAUGCACCAACUGAGCAACGGGGCUUUCAGAUGGGAGGACGAGUUUGGGCCAACGCCCAGUCAUUGGUUUCAGCAAUGGACCAAUGUGAUUAGGCACGAAUGGAUUAUCAAGACUCGGGAACUCGCAAGGGCAGGGGUGGAAGCCACACCACUGGAUUUUUUUAACGAGGCAGAGUUACGGAAAAUUGUAAGGAUGAAAAGAGAAAUCGAGACCUACGGCGUGGGGGUUAGGAAGCCUGCCGAGGAGCAGGGUGGACCAGGAAACGAGCAAGUUGAGGCACAAGACAGCAAUAGGCAUUAGAUGUUGAUUGAGUGUUGGGCAAGAAUCCUGGUUCUAUUUCUCAAUUGCAAAACAUUGG
Molecule: messenger RNA, 2397 nt
Organism: Chara braunii
Lineage: Eukaryota; Viridiplantae; Streptophyta; Charophyceae; Charales; Characeae
Source: the annotation of a GenBank genome assembly